This is a messenger RNA of Phaeodactylum tricornutum CCAP 1055/1, 970 nucleotides long. RefSeq lists its product with no specific name. The coding region runs from base 51 to 965 and encodes 304 amino acids. The record is from RefSeq and is a predicted model, not a curated record. Gene Ontology annotation, biological process: ribosome disassembly; translational initiation. The transcript has a single exon. Gene Ontology annotation, molecular function: translation initiation factor activity; ribosome binding. Gene Ontology annotation, cellular component: mitochondrion. NCBI's taxonomy places the organism in Eukaryota, Bacillariophyta, Bacillariophyceae, Surirellales, Neidiaceae.
CUUCUAAGGAAGAGCAGAAACUGUAAGUGAGGACUUCGUCGCUCUGAUUGAUGCUCUGCGUAAUGCUGCGUACCCAAGCCAAGCUAUCAAAUAUUGUAAAGGGCUGGCACCGGGCGAGUCGGGGCGGAGGCAACACGAGGAAAGGGAAGACUGUCUACACUAUCUAUUCGCCAGCACAAGUCCACCAUCGGCAGACUCGUUUUGGUAUUGGCUUACUUGGACAUGCCUGCUUGUCAUAUCAUUGCAUGGCUAUCGUAUCAAAAUCACUGACAUUGGGGAAGGAAAAUUCUUUUCGCAAAGCAGAGUUUCGACAUGCUCGUUUUUUUGCGGCACAGAGCCCUUCACCUGAUAAACAUGCAUCAUCGGGCGCAACUCCCUUAGUGAACGAGUAUCUCAUCGCAGCGUUAAUGAGGCAAACACAAGCGUCUUCUGCUCACAACGCUCAAGUACGUUUACUUAUUGAUUCGCCCCCUGCAGUAAAGGAAAAGACAGGCGAUUGCAAGCCGCGAACAAUCUCAGUAGUCGUAUCAUUGUCAGAAGCGAUAAAGAAAUCUAUCGAGCUCGACAAAGACCUCAUUGAGAUUGCACUCGAUCACGAGAUUCCGGUCGUGAAACUUGCAAAUAUCAAAGUCCUAGAAUACAAGCAAUCCAAAAUUUUGCAGAAGAAAAAAUCUUCAAUCCUUCCAGAAAAAGAAUUUCGCUUCCGCGCUGGAAUUGCUGAAAACGAUAUGACCCGCAAAGUUGACAAAAUGACGGAGGCUCUGGGAAAAGGACACAAGUGCCUCGUGCAGAUUCGUUGUCGUCGUCGUGAACUCUUGGUUGAUCCACAAGCCGCCCGCACUACAAUCCAACGCGUUCUGGACGCUGUGAAGGACGUUGGUGAACCGCUCAAAGCUCCUACUAUUCACCCAGAAGGUACUUCCGCACAGCUGUAUUUGCAGCCUAUGUCCAAGAAAAAAGCAUAAUCACU